GGCGGCAGAUACGGAAUGGGCGCCAUGUCUCAGGGCGAUCCUGAGGGGAUGUCGCUGUUGUCGGAGGUGGAGGGCUGGGAUCCCGAGGCGUGCCGCCGCCAGCUCUCCGCCGCCCUGCCGCGCCUUUUCUCUUUAUAUCAGGCAACUGACAGUGGGAUUCAGCAUAUAAGUAUCUUAAGAAUGCUGACAGAGAGAUUUCUACCUCACAUAAAACUUUCAGAAUUGGAAGAAGUUUUUUUCUCCAAAAUAUUCCCAAAGACCAUAGAAUUAUUUGACCUUUUAUUAUAUGAAAUAUCUGCUGAAGCCAAAAGUUUAACAAACAAGAAUGUACAGUUAAACGUGACAUUGAGAAACCAUCUUCAGGCCCUGAUACAUAUGUUGCAAGUAUUAACAGAUUGUGUGCAACACAUUUGUAGUAGGCAGGAAAUGGUACCCUUAGAACAUGUCUAUAGCCUUCCCUCUUCUGUUCUUCAUGUAAUCAAGAACACAUUUCUACACUGCAAGAGCAGUGAAACUUUAUACGCAGAGUGUCUCCACAUGGUUUCUGAUUUACUACAGUCUUUGUUUAAGGGGACCUAUAGUUUGCAAAAACAGCUUAUGGUGUUACUGGAUAUUUUGACUAUAAAUUCCUGUGCUACUGAAGACAGCAUAAGAAUUAUGGCAUCAGUGAUUCACACUAUGCUGGAGAUCUGUUCUGCUAUUUCUAGCAUAGAUCAUGCACUUCACGCAAACACAUGGAAGUUUAUAAUCAGGCAGAUUCUCAAGCACAAAUCCUUAAUAAAGGACAGUUUGAAACAUUCAGAUAUCUUUAGUGGACUUUGUGAGGACAUCUUGUUUUCUUUCGAAUCUUGCUUGAAGCUGGCUGAACACAUGAAACUGUCUGGAACACAGGAGAUUAUUGAUUACAAGAUAUUCCAGAGAACGAUAAAACUGUGUAGAUUCUUUACCAAUUCUCUAAUGCACUAUAUCAAGGAGUUCACUUCAUUCCUAGUAGAUUCUUGCUAUCAGCUUCACCAGACAUAUCUUCAAAUAUACAGUAAAUUUCCACCAAGUCUUCAUGCUCUGGUGAUUUCCGAGGCUCAUCAGGAUGAAAUAGCCAAGGGAUUCCUAAUGUCACUGGAUUCUCUCCUCCCCCCGUUACUUUCCUUUAGGCCUUUCGUAGAAGUCGUGUUAAGUAAAACUUUAGCUCUCUCUCCUGAGCUGCACUUUCCACAGUGUCAGCUUCUUCUUUCUCUAAUGGAGAUGUUACCAUCCCAGCCCCAGGAUGUGCAGGCUCUGUGGAACAGUGGAAGUCAGCUCCCAGAAGAGAUUCCCAGGUUGCCCUUGUUUGCAGCCUUACUGCUUAGUCUCCAGCAGUGCCCUAGUGAGCUCUCUCUUCCUGUCUUCUUGCAAAGAGCAACAGAGACAGAACAAGCUGAGGGUCCUCUCACCUUUUACCACUAUGUUUGCAUUCACCUGUGUAGCUUUAUACCAUCCCUCUCAGGUUCACAUUUCCAUUUACUGGAAUCUUUCCUGCUGGAAACUGUAUUAGGUCCAAAUAUGAUCAUGGCUCUUCUAGCUAUGGAUGUCUGGUGCUUCCUUGCCCGGUAUGGAACAGAAGACCUGUGUGCACACCACGCAUUUAUAAUAGCACACCUGGUAAAAGCUUGUCCUGCUGAAUGUUAUCAAGUCUCUUUCCUAGGGGUGUUAUUACGACGUUUGCUCUUUCUGAUGGCCCCAGAUCACCAGUUAAAAUUCACCCAAAAGUUUCUUCCAAAAGAUUCUGAGAACUUACUACUAUGGCAACACCUUUCUCUCCAGGCUCUGUUACCAUUACACAGACAGCAGGUUGCUCAUGAACUUUUUGUGGCAGGACUUGUGCAAUGUCAGGAGUGGCUGAAUAGUGAAAAGUCUUUGAAUGAACUUCCACAAGUGAACAUGGCUCUCUCGGCCUUGCUGUCUAUGUGCCAGAGUGCUAGGGAGACCCUGGAGGAGGAGGAGCAAGCAGCACUGAUGGGAGCUCUUGGCCAGAUUGCAGUCCAUCUGUCAGCUACGCAGAUAUCCAGUCUAGCCUGCUUCCAGCAGAUGUUUUGCUUGACACUUCAACUUCUCCAGCUGUUCAUCGAAAGAUUAGAACCACAGUUGCUAAUUCAGAUACUUUCACUGCAAACUUCCCUUUUGCAAUUGAAUCCCCCUGAUCAUGUUGUGAUUGCAAUGUUAGAUUUUCUUUCUUCAGUGGGAAACCUAUUAUUCCUUCAGAUUUCCAGGAUCAAUUUCUGUGCAGCUUGUCUUGCUUGUUUGGUUCUUUACUGGCUAACAAUAGCUGGCUAAAACAACAGCAUGCCAUAGAGUCAUUCACUCAAUUUGCAGAGGGAACAAGCCAUGAACAGAUACUUCAGAAAUGUUUGAACUCUGUUGAAAUCAAAAGCAAAGUUGUUGACUUUCUCUCCAAG
Thamnophis elegans (Western terrestrial garter snake) is the source of this 2432-nucleotide messenger RNA. It is a transcript of the gene FIRRM, whose product is annotated as chromosome 11 C1orf112 homolog. The transcript is spliced from 22 exons. The record is from RefSeq and is a predicted model, not a curated record. The coding region runs from base 16 to 2310 and encodes 764 amino acids. NCBI's taxonomy places the organism in Eukaryota, Metazoa, Chordata, Lepidosauria, Squamata, Natricidae.